This is a messenger RNA of Mycotypha africana, 1489 nucleotides long. Its product is annotated as ligand-effect modulator 3 family. Gene Ontology annotation, cellular component: Golgi apparatus; endoplasmic reticulum; plasma membrane. The transcript has 4 exons. The coding region runs from base 108 to 1316 and encodes 402 amino acids. NCBI's taxonomy places the organism in Eukaryota, Fungi, Mucoromycota, Mucoromycetes, Mucorales, Mycotyphaceae. The record is from RefSeq and is a predicted model, not a curated record.
UUCAUUUCAUUUUUUCUCUUUUUUAAGCUUUUUAAGCUUUUUUUAUCUAUUUUGCUAUUGCUAACUGGUUCAAUACUGUGGCUGUAAACUAGUUAAUAGUUGCAAAAAUGGCAAAAGAAGAAAAAGAUGCAACAGGCAACGAAAUGAAAAAGUCUCGAAAGCCUCAGGAUGGAGCUUUCAGACAGCAACGGUUACCAGCUUGGCAACCUGUCUUAACGCCUAGAACUGUAUUGCCUACACUAUUUGUGAUUGGCAUUAUUUUCUGUCCAGCUGGUGGUCUGCUUUACUGGAAUAGCAAAAAAGUAGACCAAAUUAUGAUCAACUAUUCGUACUGUCAACAAUACAAUACUCCCGUUUAUUUAGCACCCAGUCUAUACGAUUAUCAGUUAUCAGAUAGUAAAAUUGACAUGGCAUCAAUACAAGCACCUGCCUAUUCUUACAAAAAUGAAACGAGCUUUCUAGAUACAACUUGGGGAAACCCCAAUCAGCUUAGUAUUCCAAGAUGUACAAUUGACUUCAGUGUACCUGUUGCAAUGAAGCCACCAGUAUUCAUGUAUUACAGAUUAACAGAAUUUUAUCAAAAUCAUCGACAAUAUAUCAAGAAUUAUGAUGCCACACAAUUACAAGGAGAUGCUAUUAGAGGAUCUACACUGCAUACGAGUUGCGACCCAUUAGCAUAUAAUGAUGCGGGCAAAAUUGUUUUUCCUUGUGGAUUAAUAGCAAAUUCUAUGUUUAAUGAUACGGCAUCAGAUUUGACACGUAUUGAUCAAGGUUCGAGUGAAACUAUUAAGUUGAGUACGUCUGGCAUCGCUUGGCCUUCCGACAGAAAGAAAUAUGGAAAAACCAGCUAUGCAAUGUCAGAAAUUGUGCCUCCACCCAACUGGUCUUUGCGUUAUCCCAACGGUCAGUAUUCAGAUCAAUAUCCUCCACCCGAUUUAUCAACAAUGGAAAGAUUACAUGUCUGGAUGCAUGUAGCUGCUUUACCUGAUUUUCGUAAAAUAUGGGCUCGUAAUGAUAAUACAACAAUAGAAGCAGGCAGAUAUAGGAUCGCAAUUGACAUGAAUUUCGACACAUUACAAUAUGGAGGCGAAAAAUGGCUCGUGUUGACUACAACAACUGCUAUGGGAGGUCGUAAUCCAUACUUGGGUAUUGCUUAUAUGGCUGUAGGCGGUUUAUGUAUAUUGUUGGGAAUUAUACUUACUAUUCGGCACUUGGUGAAGCCGAGAAAAUUAGGAGAUGAAUCAUAUCUGUCAUGGAAUCAACCAGGAGGUGGAUUACCUAAUAGAAAGAAUCAAGUCAAACAACAUCAGGAUUAACAACGCUUUUUGACAUAACAGUGACGUACACGUUCAAUUUGUAGUAGUAAUAUUUAAUCUGAUUUUUUUUUUUUCAUGCCUGUACCAUUAUUCGAAUUUCAAACUCUUUUAUUAUUUUUGCUUUAUUUACGCUUUCAUUUUUUUUUUUUUUUGACAUCAGUAGAUCUUUAUCA